Messenger RNA from Stylophora pistillata, 2028 nucleotides. RefSeq lists its product as uncharacterized. NCBI's taxonomy places the organism in Eukaryota, Metazoa, Cnidaria, Anthozoa, Scleractinia, Pocilloporidae. The record is from RefSeq and is a predicted model, not a curated record.
UGUUCAUUAUAAUUAUUUUUAUCUAAUUGUUGUAUUUAUUUUUACGAGUGUGUCAAUUAUUUAUUUCUCUUUGACAAUUAAUUAAGGCAAAUCCCACAAUGCAGUGCGCAGGAUUAAAAGUCCCAUCAGCCAUUGCAUACCACCUUUUCAAAAUGGCGGAAGAGGGUCGGAAGGACAAGAAGGACGAAGAGAUAAAAAAAAUCGCAGAAUCUGCAAUUGAAAACAUAACAAAAAUUGCAAAUAUCGUCCAAGGACGGGCUACAACGUCUAACGCUUUGUCAGAGCUGCAAAGAAGAUUUCCAACAACUUCAGGACGGACAGCAGCAAGCUCGAUCAACACAGGCACAAACAGAGCACGUGCUUUUCGCAGUCGAUCUACACCAUAUUCCAAUCGCAAUCCUGGGCGACCACACGGCUCAUCUACUGUAACUAAAGAUGUUAUUGUUAUAGAGUAUGGAAAAGAUAGAAUUCCGAGCAAAUCGGAAAAAGUUGAGCUUGAAAAGUCUGGAAGGAUUAUUUGUGGAUUUGAACUCUCUCGUGAGUGGACGGCUGUUCAACUGGAAAAAGAGUUAUCUUAUCUUUUAAAAGGCUCAAGCAUGGACGGAUUUUCUUUUGAAAUAAUGAAAAACUGUUCAGGUACUUUAGUAAAGCCAAACAUUCCACUUGGAAAGAGAAUAGACUCAAAACUACUAUUGAAGUCCAUUGCUCCAUCUGGAGGUAUAUACAUUCGCUUGCUAGCUGAUUUGCCAAGCGACGACGAUGAUGACUUUCUUUCAUUAUCCUCAUUUGAAUCUCCAACCACUAGAAGUAUUACAAGUCUCAAUAGCACUCAAUCUUUGAACCCCUCUGCAACAUCUACAAGCGCUAUAACAGCAAGUGCAUCACCAGCUGCUAACAUAACAACAUCUACUGCUAAUGCAAGCAUUGCAGAGGUGGAUCUUACUGAUGAAAAACCAGAAAUCAGUAAUGCUUCAAAAGAGCAAGAUGCUGUUCCAGUGCAUACUUAUCAGGCAAAUCCAGUUGAAUGUCCUUUUAACAUAGACUCAAUCAUCGACUCAGCCAAGAAUCAAGAUCUGUUGGAACCAGUAGAGGUAUUAAGGUUUUUACAAGAACAUAUCAUUCAAGGUAGAAAGCUGGAUAUAGUUUCUGUAGAAGAACCUACUGAUGGAGAGACCAACUUUAUUAAUGUAAACAGGGACACAGCUCUUAUUUCAACUUUCAGUGAACUAGAGUUUAUAGAGAAUUACAGGUUUACAUUCAAGGUGGGAUUUACUGGUGAAGAUGUCGUAGAUCUUGGAGGACCAAGGAGAGAAUGGUUAAGAAUAGUAUGCAGAGAAAUCAAGGAAAAGUAUUUUGACCGAGGACUACGACGAUAUCUUGCUAAAGAUUAUUUUAAUGUUGGAAUCAUGUUGGCUUUAACCCUGCUACAAAAUGGUCCCAUGCCUGCAUUUAUUGAAGAGGAAAUACUAAAUGAUGUCUUAACAUCUAGUCCACAAAGCAGUAAUCCUUGCAUUGCUGAAGUGCAAGCUGGGCUAGAAAAGCUAGGCAUGCUGUCAGCACUACAGAAGCUGCCUAUGCUCCACUAUCUCUUGAGACCAAACAGUCAACACCCAAUUACUGUGCCAAAGUUGCUGGGAUUGCUUAAGCCAAAAUACAGUGAGCAAGGAAGCAAUGCUCUGAAACAUGAGAAAGAACUUUAUCAACUUUUUGUGAGGUUUCUUAGAGAAGUUGCUAGUGGUCUUAGGUCAUGUGGAAAUGAAAAACUUCAGCUGAGCCAUAUUUUGACUUUUGUAACAGGUUCAGCUGAAGAGCCUAUUCUUGGGUUUGCAUUGGAUCCAUCAAUAGAGUUUGUAAAGACUGAUCUUGGAGAUGGAUUUACACCAACAGCCCACACGUGCAGUAACAUUUUGAGUAUUCCUGUGGCUUCAAGUGUCAACCCUUUGCCAAGUCAGGAGAAGUUAUUUGAAAUUUAUGACCUUGCAUUCUCCCAAUCAUAUUUCGGUAGUAUGUAAGUAUGUCCUGUUAUUU